Molecule: messenger RNA, 1171 nt
Organism: Meloidogyne enterolobii
Lineage: Eukaryota; Metazoa; Nematoda; Chromadorea; Rhabditida; Meloidogynidae
Source: the annotation of a GenBank genome assembly
GUACCAGAUUACUCGCCCAUUCUACUUUCCUUUCUGCUUUUGCUGGUGGGGUCUCCAAUUCAACAUUGCUCAACGUGCUCAGCCAUCUUCGUCUAUGGUGGUCUUAUCUAAUUUACUUCACGGCCUUGCCCAGCGUUUCGGACUUCUUCUACGGCGUGAUCAAAUCGUUGAACGGGAGCGGCGAGCAGAAGCUGAGCGGGAACGACUUGGGGAGGCGGAACGAGAUGUGAAUCCUGCUCCAGCUAGUAGCAGCAGUGAAGAGAGCAGAGAGGCGGCAACGGAGGCGGCAAGAUCAUCGUCAUUGACAAAUAGAACAGAAACCUCAUCUGACGUAACUGUGCAAACCGCUUCCAGGACGGAUUCUGAACAAGAAGAGGAUGAGGACGAAAUGGUGCACUUUCCAGAAUACGAUCUAAUUGUUCUCCCUAUAACGACUCCAAGGCUUGCUACAAUAGCCCCCUCAGAAACAAACUUGCUAGCUCCACGUAUAAGGCCUAGAAGACGGAUUCUGACGGAAGUGCCCGAAGCUAUGCGAAGUCAAAGUAGACUUUCUGCCCCAGACUCACUGAUUUCCACACGUUCGGCCCGUGUUCGUUCGCCACCACCGACUGAAGACGAGCACAGUACUGCAGCUGUGACAAGGACAGUCAGCGCCCUCGAGUGGGAUGAUGUCUCAACCGCUGGGGUUGCUCCAAGUGAACAAAACUCAUUGGCUAGCAGUAAUAGUCCUGCUUUGGUUGCUAAUCCAGCCGGAACUGAGGUGCCUGAAUUGCCUGCGAAUAAUGACGAUAUCCCAACGGCAAUAGAAGCUGAUAAAUGAAGGAAGUAUAGUAUAUUCAUAAACGAUAAUCUAAAAAGAAUAACACCAUUUAUUGUAAUAAAAUCCUGUUGUAAUAAUGUAUUUUGUAUUUUCUUGUCUUUCUUUUUUUCGAGUAAUUAUUGUUAGGAGUAUUUGUUUGUUCUAAAUAAAAAAUAUAUUUUUUGUAAUUGGAUUUGUUUGACGAAAUUAAAAUUAAGAGUUUACUUGAUAGAAAUUGAUUGUUUAGGGAUUUAAGAAUUCUUUUGAAACGUAGAGAUCUUGAGUGUAAUUUUUGUAAUUUUUUGAAUACUAAAUAGUUUUUUUCGUUAUUUUUUCGUUUUAUCAAAUUUUCUGUAAUUAUUUUUUGUAUCA